AUGGCAGCAGACAGCCAGGAGCACAGCCGGGCCUGCCAGCAGCUGCAGGCUGAGCAGGAGAAGGUGGCUGUGCUGGAGGCCCAGGCUGAGCGGCUGGCUGGCCUCCAGGCUGACCUGUCCAGCACUCAGGCAUGGGCAAAGGAGAAGGAGAGCGAGGAGCAGAAGCUGAGGGUCGAGAUUUCCUCCCUGAAGGAGAAAAUGGCUGUGGCAGAGCGAACAGCAGCCCAGCGCGUGGCCAAGCUGGAGGCGGAUGCCCAGAGAGCUGCUGAGGCACUGGAGGGAGUCUCCCAGCAGCUCUCCCAGGAGAAGCUCAAAUCCAAGGAGCUGGAAGGCACCGCGGAUCAGCUGCGGAUUGCAGAGAAGGAGCUGGUGUCCCUCCGCUCUGCCGUGCAGGAGAAGGAGAGCUGGAAGGAGCAAGUGUCCCAGUGUGUCCAGGAGAUGGAGAGGAAGAACAGCCUGAUCGGUAGCCUGGAGCAUGAGGUCUCCAUCCUCCGUCGCCAGGUGACGGAGAAGGAAGCGGAGAGCAAGGAGCUGAAACGCCUGAUCCUGGCUGAGUCGGAGAAGAGCAAGAAGCUGGAGGAGAGGCUGCGGGUGCUGCAGACGGAGAUGGCCACCGCAGCCUCCCGCGCGGCUGAGAGGUGCUCAUUGAUGAAGGUGGAGGUGCAGCGGUGCCAAGAAGAGAUGGAGAAGCAGCGGAUGACCAUCGAGGCCCUGAAGAGGGACCGCCAUUGCCAGAGCAAGCGGGAGGAUGAGCUGCGGCAGGAGGCGAAGGCCUGCCAGGACAAGUGCCUGCAGAAGGAGCAGCUCCUGGCUGCCCUGCAGCAGGAGCUCGACGGCGCUCAGGCCGAGCGUGCCUCCCUGGAAAGCCAGCACCGCCGGGACCUGGAGCAGAGAGCAAAAGCCACGUCCACGCUGCAAGCCGAGCUGGCGCAGGCCAAGCUGGAGGCGGCUGAGGUGCCGUCGCUGCGGGAGCAGCUGGCAGAACGGGACCGGGCCGUCCAGCGGCUGCAGGCUGAGGCAGCAGAGGUGGGGACGCGGCUGGCAGGGCUGCAGCAAGCCAACGCUCAGCUGGCCAAGGAGAACCAGGGGCUCAGCAAGAGCCGCAGCCAGGGGCAGCAGCAGCUUGAGGCGGAACUGGGCCAGGCCAGGGAGCGGCACAGGCAGGAGCUGGAGCAGCUGCGGGCGGCGUCUGAGAAGCUGGUGACCAGCAGCAGGCAGGAGGCUAAGGAGGCGGUACAGAAGCUGGAGGACCUGAGUAAGGAGUAUGAGAGCAGCAAAGCGGCAGCCCUGGAAGAGAGGAAGAAACUCCUGGAAGCGAAGCAGAGACUGACAGCUCACGUAGGGGUUGCACUCCCAGCAGGAGGGCUGUGGGUGGGGAAGCCCUCCUGGAAAAGGGCUGUGUUCAGCCUUCUGCACACUCCUGAAUGCACGUCCUGCUCACCGCAGGGACCAGGAGUGUGGGACACAUUCCUGGGUGUGAAUGGGACUGUCCCAGUGAGGUGCUGGAGUGUUUCCAGAGAAGGGCAGCAAAGCUGGGGAAUGAUCUGGAGCACCAGUGGAGCAGCUGGAGAUAAUCCAGAAGGAACAAACAAUGCAGGAAACACAAAGAAGGCCACCAGCUCUCAGCUGGAAGUCUCAGUGGUGCCAUCAGACAGUGAAGAGUCACCGCUGUCCCAGCAGCCGCCCCAGAGGAAACCAUCCCUGGAGAGUCUCUACUUCACCCCCAUCCUCUGUGAGACGCCGUCGCAGCUGGAGAGCAGCGCCAACCUCCCGGGGGACCGCUCGCUCGACUCCAGGUGCAAGACCCGCUCAGCCCGACGCCGCACUACCAUCAACAUCACCAUGACAGACGUGAGCAGGGGGGCUGCCGGGCAAUGCAAGGACACUGGUCUGUCAUUGGCUCAGUCCACAAAAACUUCUUCCCCUGCUAAGGGCCGUCUGCACUCAAGUGCCUCCACCUGUUCCCUCACCAGCUUCCCCUCCCAGGAAACUCUUACGAAGCUGGAAACCUCCUCUCCAGAGAAGACCCCUAGCAACUCAGGACUGCUGGGCCUCCCUGGGUACCGGCCAGUCACACGGAGCUCCCUGCGCUUGCAGCGGACCAGCAGCUCCAGCCUCGGCCGGAACACCAUAAACCUGGGCAUGUGCCAGGAUGAGCCGGAGCAGCUGGAUGACUGGAACCGCAUUGCAGAGCUGCAGCGGCGGAACCAGGCGCGCCCCCCGCACCUGAAGACCAGCUACCCCCUAGAGAGCAUGCCCUCCACCUCCUUGGGAACCAUCACGGAUGAGGACGUGAAGAUGGGGGACCCAGAGGAGACGCUGCGACGUGCCAGCAUGCAGCCCUCCCAGCUCAUGGCCGCCAGCAGCGAGGCAGGCAGCCAGGGCAGCAGCAUCACUACCCGGCAGCAGAGGAAGCGCCUCUUGGACGAGACCCACCAGGGCCCCGACACCCCCCCGUCCAAGAAGCCAACCAGCUGCUUCCCACGGCCCCAGACCACCCAGGACCGCGGCGAGCAGAGUGGCUCCCAGGUGAGUCAAGAGAGCGAGCAGCCAGCCCGAGCCAUGCAGGCUCAGAGGCGCCAGUCGAUGGCGUUCAGCAUCCUCAACACCCCCAGGGAGCUGGGGAGGCGCCUGCUGCGCCGGGCGGUCGCCCAGAGGAGCACUCCCACGGCCUCCAGCAGCGGCGGCGGCGCCCGCCGUUCAUCCCGCAUCGCCACCGCCAAGUCCCCCAAGGGCAAGGCCGGUCGCCAGUCGCGCAAGGACAAUCGAUCCUGAGGUUUCCCCGGUCCCCGCGUUGCUGGCUCUGCCCUGGCCCCAACCUGCCCCCCCUCAGCUCUCCCUGUCUCUCCAGGGCCCAGGAGCACGGAGAGGGAACAGGUGGGGCCACCCACAUGGCUGCCUUGCACAUCCCACUGACAGCUCCAGAGGUGUCCUGGGCAUGGCAAGGCCCCCGUGCCCUUCCUGCACCACUUGUCACCCUAAACCCUUCUGGGACCCAAGGCAAGGGGAUGCACAGGGGCUGAGGGCUAGAAACACACAGGGGUGCAGGGGCUGGCACCAGGCUGCGGCUGGAGGGGCUGAGCUCUCCCCAGGGAUAUCCUGCAGCCCCAGUUACAGGGACAGAGGGGAAACCUGGCAUCCCUAGGGCCACUACCCCUGCUGCCUGUGUGUGGGACUCCCCACCUGCCCUGUCCUCCUGCUCCUCCCAGGGAAGCUGAGGCAGCAUUUUAAAUGUUUCUACUUGUAAAUAAAGU
Molecule: messenger RNA, 3254 nt
Organism: Hirundo rustica (Barn swallow)
Lineage: Eukaryota; Metazoa; Chordata; Aves; Passeriformes; Hirundinidae
Product: nuclear mitotic apparatus protein 1-like
Exons: 10
Coding region: 1-2775 (924 amino acids)
Biological process (GO): establishment of mitotic spindle orientation
Cellular component (GO): spindle pole; centrosome; spindle microtubule
Molecular function (GO): microtubule binding
Source: RefSeq, a predicted model, not a curated record